AGUCUCAUAGUUAAAUUUAUUCUUGUGGUACACGUUAUGAAAACACACAAAAUAAAAGUAAAAAAUCUGUUCACCGUGAAAAAGGAGGAUCGAUUUGGCCUCAUAGGACAUGCAGAAGGAUAAAAAUUUAUUCUUCGAAUGAGAUGUCAUUUGCCUGUAUGGACAUCAGAUAUCAACAAAUCGAUACCUACUGUGUGAAGUGUGUGAUGUUAUGAAACACAGUCAUUGCACAGCCUUAAACGGUUUGGUCUACCGUUUUUAAUUAGCCUGAAUUAGCAUAUGUUUGCAUUUCACGACAGAAUAUCAAAGAACCAAAGAGUUUCAAUUUAGAAUUUAUUGCUCACGUUUCAAAGUGGCCGUCCUGAAGCCGUCGGCAGUUUGUGCACGUAUGAGUCGGGAGCGCUAAUUUGGUCAGGUGUAAUCUACGAGCAUGGCACCAGUUAUUCGUUCAUUCUACAAAGACGCAACGGUAUUGAUUUGCGGUGCCACUGGCUUUCUUGGCCAAAUCCUGCUGGAGAAAAUUCUCAGAGUGUUGGAGCCGCGAAAAGUGUAUCUGCUGAUACGCAGGAAGAAGGGGUUCGAUGUACAACAACGACUUCAUAAGCUGAUGGAGGGAGUGGUGUUUGAUCGAGUUCGAUCGCUGCCUAUUGUGUCCAAGGUGCAGGCAAUCGAAAUGGAUAUGACUCAACCAGACUUAGGCUUGAAUAUCGAGAAUCGACACUGUCUCGUAGAAGAAGUCCAUGUAGUGUUCCAGCUCGCUGCGAGCGUAAACUUCAUGACUCCAUUGGAAAGAAUUCUGAAAGAGAACGUUCAAUACAAUCUUCAUCUGUACAAUUUAGUGAGAGAAAUGAAAAACUUACGGAUAGCGAUGCAUGUAUCCACGCUGUUUUCCAACUGUGACCGAAAGGUUAUACUGGAAAAGGUUUACAGUGAUGUGGGGUUUGGAGGGUACGACUCCAUUGCAGAACAUCUAAGUAAGUUGGAUGAACAAGAAAAAGACUCCGUGACACCGAUGAUAAUCAAGCAACAUCCGAACAACUACACGUUUUCGAAGAAAUGUAUCGAAGCUAAGCUACAGCAGGCGUUCUCCGAUAUACCUAUUGGAAUAUUCAGACCCCCUUCCAUUAACGCAACCUAUGAAGAACCUCUCGCCGGAUGGGUGAACAAUCUGUAUGGUUACGCUGGAUACACAGUUCCUGUAAUUAUUUGGCUGUAUAGUGCUUAUUUCAUUGAUGAUUCUACAACACCUCAGUUUGCCCCGGUUGACUACUGUGCAAAUGCUUUACUGCUGUGCGCAGUUGAUGUGGCAAAGAACUUUAAACACAACCAGCGUGAAAUUCCAGUCUUCAACUACGCGGACAACGGAUUACCUACAUUGAAAGAUAUUUUUAACUAUUCAAUUGCAACAUUACCAUGGCCACGGAAUUUCAUUUAUCGUUACUUUAUGAUCACCUGUACAACCAACGAGAUUCGGUAUCGUCUGGGGGUGAAGAUGAUGCUUGCCCACGCCUCGAUUCUUGAUCGGGUCUGGAUUUGGAGAGGUUAUCCCGGCGGUGUACGGAAAGGCAUCGAACGAGCGUUGCAAAUGAUGGAUAAAACUCGACUGGUGGGAACAACGACUUGGGAUGUGGAAGCGGUCAAUAUCAAACGAAUUCAGCAGGAUCUGGAUGAGGAGGAAAAAGCGAUUUUUCAGUGCGAUUUAGGGAAUGUGAACUGGGAACGCCAUUACAGGGAUUAUGUGCAGGGGAUCAGGAAAUACGUGCUAGGGGCAAUGAGAAGUAAACUGUAAUUUGUUAAAACGUCUCAAGGAAUUAACUACUUCAAAGUCUAACUGUUUGCACAAAAACGAUAAAAAAUCGCGUGAAAUAAAUAUAAAUCGCCCAAAACUUUUCGA
Molecule: messenger RNA, 1894 nt
Organism: Aedes aegypti (yellow fever mosquito)
Lineage: Eukaryota; Metazoa; Arthropoda; Insecta; Diptera; Culicidae
Product: fatty acyl-CoA reductase wat
Exons: 3
Coding region: 431-1789 (452 amino acids)
Biological process (GO): long-chain fatty-acyl-CoA metabolic process
Cellular component (GO): peroxisome
Molecular function (GO): alcohol-forming very long-chain fatty acyl-CoA reductase (NADP+) activity
Source: RefSeq, a predicted model, not a curated record